This is a messenger RNA of Endocarpon pusillum Z07020, 759 nucleotides long. RefSeq lists its product as uncharacterized. The coding region runs from base 1 to 759 and encodes 252 amino acids. Lineage: Eukaryota; Fungi; Ascomycota; Eurotiomycetes; Verrucariales; Verrucariaceae. Gene Ontology annotation, molecular function: oxidoreductase activity. The record is from RefSeq and is a predicted model, not a curated record. The transcript is spliced from 2 exons.
AUGGAUUCAACCAUUCUUCAGCAUCUCACUUUGGGUUGGGAGAAGACAUCUUUCCUCAUCCAAGCAGCCUCGAAUCAGUGGAAGCUACUCCUCGGACCGAGCCUCCUGGCCUACCUCUGCCUGGUUUCCCUGCUGCGGUUCCGUCGUGCUAAAGGCUUGUAUCUGCGCUACAGUCACCUCCCCAAAGAUGCGUUUUCGGGAAUGACAGUCGAUGAGGCUUUUGCCAUCCACAACAACCUCGUCCAGCUCGAGUUUCCCACAGUCGUUUCUAUCGCUACCGUGUUUGCGCUGUUCAUGACCUAUGGCAUUCCUUCAGUCUCUAGCCUGCUCGUCACGACGGGUCAGAUCCCAGCGGACGGCCGGACCGGAACGAAACGCAUGGCAGAUACGGGAGCGCUUCUGCUGGAGGCGGUUCUGAACCCGCCCGCCUCGGAUCGAGCCAUCGCCGCCGUAGCUCGCAUCAAUUACAUCCACGCUGGUUACCGACGACGCGGCCGGAUCUCGGAUGCCGACAUGCUCUACACGCUAAGUCUCUUUGCGCUUGAGCCUUCUAGGUGGGUCGGCCGAUUGGAGUGGCGCCAGAUUACGGAGCUGGAGCUCUGCGCGAUCGGCGUGCUUUGGAAAAGCAUCGGUGAGGCGAUGGAGAUCCCUUACGAUGCUCUCCCUUCAUCUCGUUGCGGGUGGCGCAAUGGCUUGGAGUGGCUGCGCGAGCUUAGCGAGUGGAGUAGCGCCGACGAAGGCGGCCAUAUGAUACCCUAA